Messenger RNA from Vigna umbellata (rice bean), 3400 nucleotides. It is a transcript of the gene PHOT2, whose product is annotated as phototropin 2. NCBI's taxonomy places the organism in Eukaryota, Viridiplantae, Streptophyta, Magnoliopsida, Fabales, Fabaceae. Gene Ontology annotation, molecular function: ATP binding; protein kinase activity. Gene Ontology annotation, biological process: protein phosphorylation. The record is from RefSeq and is a predicted model, not a curated record.
GUGAACCUCCAACGUUAUCUUUUCUAUUUGAGGUCCAACAUGAAGUGAAAGCGGAAAGACAUUUGAGAGAAAGAACCUUAGGUGGUGGUGGUGGUACUUGUUCUGUAGUAAUCAUCAACAGAGAUAAGAUAACUCAUAAAUGGAGAAACUCAAAGUGUCCACAAAGCAUGAUUCUGAUGGCAGCAGUGAUCAGGCAGAUUCAUUUCCAAUAUUCGAAUUGCGCGAGAGUCAAAAUGUUGGACAGCAGAGGUAUAGAAGAGAGGAAGAUGAUACAAAAGCUGUGAGAUUCGAUGGAGCUUCUGCAAUUGCUUCCUCUAAUUCUGCAAGCAAUAAGGAAUCUGCCAACAAGUGGAUGGCAUUUGCUAGGGACCCUGGUUCUGCAGUUGAUAGCAACUCAGCAGUAAAUGAUAAAAGUACCACUGAAGACAAUUACUUAAGGAAUCAUCUGAGUGACAAGUCUUCUUCUGAUCAACAAGUUUUAACUGAAGCAACCAUAGCUGAGAGAACUGCAGAAUGGGGUCUUGUAGUGAACUCUGGGAACUUCAAAACCAGUUCUUCUUUCGAUGGUGACAGAACCAGAAACUUGUCAGAUAGAUUUGUUGAAUCAACAAGGACAUCUGGGGAUUCAAAUUUUGGAUCUGAGUCAUCAUCAGGGGUUUUAAGGGUGUCACAAGAGUUGAAGGAUGCAUUGGCGACGCUGCAACAGACAUUUGUUGUCUCAGAUGCAACUAAACCAGACUGCCCAAUUAUGUAUGCCAGUAGUGGCUUUUUCACUAUGACUGGCUAUUCUUCAAAGGAGAUUAUUGGAAGGAAUUGUCGGUUUCUUCAGGGGGCUGAUACAGACAAGAAUGAAGUGGCCAAAAUUCGGGAUGCUAUUAGAAACGGAAGAAGUUAUUGUGGCAGAUUAUUAAACUACAAGAAAAAUGGAACUCCAUUCUGGAAUCUUCUCACUGUCACCCCAAUCAAAGAUAACCAAGGCAAUACUAUCAAAUUCAUCGGAAUGCAGGUUGAGGUGAGCAAGUACACUGAAGGAGUGAAUGAAAAGGCGUUACGACCAAAUGGAUUACCAAAGUCAUUAAUUCGAUAUGAUGCUCGUCAAAAGGAAAAAGCUUUGGGUUCCAUCACCGAGGUUGUCCAAACUGUUAAGGACCCAAAAUCUAUUAUUAAAAAUAGGAGUGAUGAUAAUGCCUCCAUGCAAGAAGUGGAACAGAAAAUGAAUCUUGAUUUUGCUUUGCCAAAGUCUGCUGUUGCUGGGAAUACAAGCACACCUGGUAGACAACCUUCUCCACUUAACAUCCAACGAGUGAGUUCUAAUCAGGAAAAGGUCAGAACAUCACGAUCAGGACGGAUUUCUUUCAAGGGUUUUAAAGGGAAAUCUCAGAGUUAUAGUGGGAGAGAUGAGGAGAAGUACACUGUUGAACCUGAGAUUUUGAUGACCAAAGAAAUAGAGUGGUCGAACAAUUUGGAGAACUCACUAAGAGAGAGAGACAUGAGGCAAGGAAUUGAUCUAGCAACCACAUUGGAGCGGAUAGAAAAGAACUUCGUGAUUUCUGAUCCUAGACUGCCAGAUAACCCAAUUAUAUUUGCAUCUGAUAGCUUUCUUGAGCUUACGGAAUACACACGAGAAGAAAUUCUGGGACGAAAUUGUCGGUUUCUUCAAGGACCAGAAACAGAUCAGGCAACUGUUUCCAGGAUAAGGGAUGCUAUCAGAGAACAGAGGGAAAUCACUGUUCAGUUGAUCAACUAUACUAAGAGUGGAAAGAAGUUUUGGAAUUUGUUUCACUUGCAACCCAUGCGUGACCAAAAGGGUGAACUUCAAUACUUCAUUGGCGUUCAACUAGAUGGAAGUGAUCAUGUAGAACCCUUAAAAAACCGCCUGUCUGAGACAACUGAGCUACAGAGUGCUAAGUUGGUGAAAGCCACUGCAGAAAAUGUGGAUGAAGCUGUCCGAGAACUUCCCGAUGCCAACUUGAGGCCAGAAGAUUUGUGGGCAAUUCAUUCCCAACCUGUAUAUCCACGACCUCACAGAAAGGAUAAUCCUUCUUGGAUAGCAAUACAAAAGGUUACUGCAAGAGGCGAAAAAAUUAGUCUGAAACAUUUUGUGCCCAUAAGGCCACUAGGUUGUGGAGAUACUGGCAGUGUUCAUUUGGUGGAACUCAAAGGCACUGGUGAACUAUAUGCAAUGAAAGCAAUGGAAAAGUCUGUCAUGCUAAAUCGUAAUAAGGUUCACCGAUCAUGCAUUGAGAGAGAGAUUAUAUCAUUAUUGGAUCACCCUUUUCUUCCAACACUAUACACCUCAUUUCAGACUUCUACACAUGUAUGUUUGAUUUCUGACUUCUGCCACGGGGGAGAAUUGUUUGCAUUGCUUGACAAACAACCAAUGAAGAUUUUCAAAGAAGAAUCAGCAAGAUUCUAUGCGGCAGAGGUUGUCAUUGGUUUGGAAUAUCUCCACUUUCUAGGUAUAAUUUAUCGUGACUUAAAGCCUGAAAAUAUCUUACUUCAGAAGGAUGGUCAUGUUGUAUUAACUGAUUUUGAUCUAUCAUCUAUGACAUCGUGUAAACCCCAGGUUGUGAAGCAAGCAUUACCUGGUAAAAGAAGAAAAUCACGAAGUGAACCUCCACCAAUACUUGUUGCAGAGCCAAUUACACAAUCAAACUCAUUUGUUGGAACUGAAGAAUAUAUUGCCCCUGAAAUUAUAACUGGAGCUGGGCAUACCAGCGCUAUAGAUUGGUGGACUCUUGGUAUCUUAUUGUAUGAGAUGCUGUAUGGUCGCACACCAUUUAGAGGAAAGAAUAGACAGAGGACAUUUUCCAACAUCUUACACAAGGAUCUUACCUUCCCAAGCAGCAUCCCGGCCAGUCUUGCGGCCAGGCAGUUGAUUAAUGCAUUACUGCAGAGAGAUCCAACAAGUCGUCUAGGUUCAACCACUGGUGCAAAUGAAAUCAAACAACACCCUUUUUUCCGUGGAAUCAAUUGGCCUCUAAUCCGCAACAUGAGUCCACCUCCAUUAGAUGUUCCUCUAAAAUUGAUAGGAAAGGAUCCAGUGGCGAAGGAUAUAAAUUGGGAAGAUGAUGGAGUGCUAGUUAGCUCCAUUGAUAUGGAUAUUUUUUGACGGCUCAGUGUUUACUUUACUGAUAUGGAUGUUAUGUCAGCAUCAUCGUAUCUGCUGCAACAAUCACGGGGUGAUGUUAAAGUGUAAUAUAUAGAGUAUCUGCUGAUUUGGUAAUGGUUCAAAAUCUAAGUUAUGUAGGAUUAGCAGAAAAUUAGAAUGUACAAUGUACAUUGAACAAGCAUCUAGUUAUGCAUGUCGACAAUACAUCAAUAAUAUACUUCUGUAGAUGCCUUAAAAAAAUCAAUGUUACAGCUUUUUUUAUUAUCUAUAUAUAAACUAAUUUAUUUA